UGGAAUUACAUCGUAUGCGCGGGGAAAACCAUGAACGGUGCUCGAACUCCGCAACUUUUGCCGAGGAUCUUUGGACGGUGCGUCCAUCUCAGUUCGCGAGUCAAGGCCGCCCCGAAUGUCAGCAGAAUCUCGGUCGAUACCGUCAGGUGGAAAUCGACCGCCGCGGCGAGCACGAUGAAGGGGAUCUUGUGCCGAACGACUGGUGGGACAGAAGUCCUCGAGUACACCAAUCUCCCUAUCCCUACACUAAAGUCUGGACAGGUCCUGAUCAAGAACGACUACGUGGGAGUCAACUAUAUCGACGUAUACGCUCGAACCGGAGCUUAUCCUUCGCCAAAGCCUGAAGUCUUGGGCAAAGAGGGCGAGGGGACCGUCCUAGCCCUGGGUCCAUCGGGUCCCGAUGUCACCUACCACGACAUCCAGAUCGGAGAUCGAGUCGUCUGGAUGGGCAGUGGUGGGUAUGCGACACACUCUGCCGUACCCGCAGAGACGACCUACAAGAUUCCCGACGCCGUGCCACCGACGGUGGCAGUGGCGUCCCUGUUCCAGGGUUUGACCGCUCUCACGCUCGUCACCGAGAGUAGCCACCCAAAGAAGGGAGAUUGGGCACUCGUACACGCUGCUGGCGGAGGUGUAGGCCUUUGGCUGUGUCGAUUGCUGAAACACUUUGGCGUCAAGGUCAUCGGCAUCGUCUCUGGCGCAGCGAAAUGGGCCGAGGUCGAAGCCGCGGGCGCAGAUCACGUGCUAGAUCGGUCCGGGGAGGGGUUUGACCUGAUAGCAGACGUCGCCAAGCUGACAGGAGUCGCCAGUGGAGGUAUCGACCUCGUUUAUGACGGAGUCGGACGGGCCACAUGGGAUAUGAGUCUCGCAGUCGUCCGUCGCAAGGGUUCCAUCGUUUCGUUUGGCGCGACGUCGGGCGCGGUUCCCAAUAUCCCACUGAGCGUCCUCUCGGCCAAGAACAUUACGCUCGCAAGGCCGACCGUCUUCAACUACGUCACCACCAGGGAAGAGUUUGAGGAUUACGCGUCUCGUCUGUUUGGCAUGAUGAUCGAGAACAAGUGGACCCCCAAGAUACACAGCCUCUAUCCGCUAGACCAGGCUCCCAAAGCUCACCAGGAUCUCGAGAGCAGAAAGACCGUGGGAAAGUUGCUCCUCGAUACCAUGCUCGCAGGAGAGGCGGCUCCGGGAAGCGAGCGGGCUAUCCGGGCGGCACGUGGAGAAUGACCGUUGUAUAUUCCGGCUUAUUCGACGUGAGACGAACUGCCAAUUUCUCUUGAGUCGUAUAUCGUACAUUGUGUCGAGAUGAUUGCCG
Filobasidium floriforme is the source of this 1312-nucleotide messenger RNA. Its product is annotated as putative quinone oxidoreductase. Gene Ontology annotation, cellular component: cytoplasm. The transcript is spliced from 5 exons. Lineage: Eukaryota; Fungi; Basidiomycota; Tremellomycetes; Filobasidiales; Filobasidiaceae. Gene Ontology annotation, molecular function: quinone reductase (NADPH) activity. The record is from RefSeq and is a predicted model, not a curated record. Gene Ontology annotation, biological process: cellular response to oxidative stress. Bases 31 to 1224 code for a protein of 397 amino acids.